GUGUAUGUGUGUGCGUGCGCGCGCGUGCGUCUUAGCUUAGCCGCUAGCUGGGUCUUAGAUUGAUGUGUACAUGUGUAAAUGCGGUGUGUGUUUUCCAGUUGAGAAGUCAAACCGGAGCUCGGUUCCCCCAUGGCGGGCGGGGGAGGAACGGCCCCUCCACUGUGGUAUCACCGGGACCUGAGCCGCGCCGCCGCCGAGGAGCAGCUGGCCCGAGCUGGCCGAGACGGGAGCUUCCUGGUCCGGGACAGUGAGAGUGUGAGCGGCGCCUACGCACUGUGUGUGCUAUACCAGAAGCAUGUUCACACAUACAGAAUCCUACCUGAUGAGGAGAACUUCCUAGCAGUACAGACAUCUCAGGGAGUGCAGCCAAAGAGGUUUAAGACACUGUCUGAGCUGAUUCAACUCUACCUUCAACCUAACCAGGGUCUUGUCACCACCCUGCUGCUGCCUGUGGAGAGAGAAGAGUUGACAGAUGAGAGAGACUAUUCAGAUGGAGAGGAUGAUAAACCCCCCCUUCCUCCUCGGACUGGCUCUUGUAGCUCUGCUCUUGUCAGUACAGACACUCCCACAGAAAGUGUGUCAGUAGGGAAUGGGUUGAGUACAAUUUCUCAUGAGUAUCUUAAGGGCAGCUAUGCGUUGGAUUUGGAGGCAGUUAAACAGGGAGCGAGCAGUCUGCCUCACCUCAACAAAACACUGGUGUCAUCAUGCAAACGCCUGCACGGUGAGGUGGAUAAGGUGUUGUCUGGAUUGGAGAUCCUGUCUAAGGUGUUUGAUCAGCAAAGUGCCUCCAUGGUGUCCAGGAUGAUUCAGCAGUCUGUGAGUCAGGGUGGAGAUCAGGAACUGGAGAGUCUCGUCACUAAACUGGCCAUCCUCAAAGACCUACUGUCUUCCAUAGAGAAAAAGGCUCUGAAGGCUCUACAGGAUAUGAGUGUGUCGUCUCCCCUUACCCCCCUGACACGCCACAGCAAGGCCAUUCCUGUUCAGGCCUUUGAGGUGAAGCCAGACAUGUACCUGGCUGAACUGGCUAAAAUAGGGAAGAGUCAGAAACACACACUCAGCGUUGAUGUGGAGGCGGGAAAACUGGUGGUGAUGAAGAAAGUGAAGGACACACAGGAGGACUGGACCACCUACACCCAUGACAAGAUCAGACAGCUAAUAAAGUCACAGAGAAUGCCAAAUAAACUGGGCAUCGUGUUUGAGAAGGAGAAGGACAAGAGCCAGAGAAAAGACUUCAUCUUCCCAAGUGCUAAAAAAAGGGAAGCAUUCUGUCAACUUCUGCAGCUGAUGAAGAACAAACAUUCCAACCAGGAUGAGCCGGACAUGAUCUCCAUCUUUAUAGGGACAUGGAACAUGGGCAGCGUUCCUGCUCCGAAGGCUGUUGGUUCCUGGCUCUUAUCUCGAGGUUUGGGUAAAACUCUGGAUGAGAUGACGGUCACGAUUCCUCACGAUAUCUACGUGUUUGGUGCUCAGGAGAACUCAGUGUGUGAUAAGGAGUGGGUAGAGAGCCUGCGAGCUGCGCUUAAAGACUACACCGAGAUCGACUACAAACCGAUUGCUGUACAGACUUUGUGGAACAUAAAGAUUGUCGUUUUGGUGAAGCCGGAACAUGAGAACCGGAUCAGUCACGUUGGGAUGUCCAGUGUCAAAACAGGAAUUGCCAACACGCUGGGUAAUAAAGGGGCAGUGGGUGUGUCCUUCAUGUUUAAUGGAACGUCAUUUGGUUUUGUCAACUGUCACCUGACGUCUGGAAAUGAAAAGAUCCACAGGCGGAACCAGAAUUACCUGGACAUCUUGCGUCAGCUCUCACUGGGGGACAAACAGCUCAACUCCUUUGACAUUUCACUGCGCUUCACACACCUGUUCUGGUUCGGUGACCUCAACUACAGACUGGACAUGGACAUACAGGAAAUCCUGAACUACAUAAACAGGAAGGAGUUUGAGCCACUGCUGAAGGUGGACCAGCUCAAUUUGGAGAGGGAGAAGAAUAAGGUCUUUCUCCGCUUCGCGGAGGAGGAAAUCACAUAUCCACCCACAUACCGAUAUGAGAGAGGAUCCAGAGACACCUACGUCUGGCAGAAGCAGAAAGCCACAGGGAUGAGGACGAAUGUGCCGUCAUGGUGUGACCGGAUCCUGUGGAAGUCUUAUCCAGAAACACACAUCGUCUGUAACUCCUAUGGGUGCACAGAUGACAUUGUCACCAGUGACCACUCACCUGUGUUUGCAACGUUUGAGGUGGGCGUGACCUCACAAUUUGUCUCGAAAAAAGGUUUGCCUAAAUCCUCAGAGCAGGCAUAUAUUGAGUUUGAGAAUAUCGAGGCCAUCGUUAAGACAGCCAGCAGAACUAAGUUCUUUAUUGAGUUCUACUCAACGUGUCUGGAAGAGUUUAAGAAGAGUUAUGAGAAUGACUCUCAGAGCAGUGAUAAUAUAAACUUUCUGCGUGUGAGCUGGUCAUCAAAGCAGCUGACCACACUGAAGCCCAUUUUGUCUGACAUUGAGUACCUGCAGGACCAACACCUGCUGCUCACGGUCAAAUCCCUUGACGGAUAUGAGUCUUAUGGAGAAUGUGUGCUGGCACUGAAGUCAAUGAUUGGCAGUACAGCUCAGCAGUUCCACACAUAUCUGUCUCACCGUGGUGAAGAGACCGGCAACAUUCGGGGGUCCAUGCGGGUCAGGGUGCCUUCUGAGAGAAUGGGGACCAGAGAGAGACUAUAUGAGUGGAUCAGUGUAGAUAAGGACGAGACCGGAGGGCCAAAAGGGAAAACACUGCCCUCUAGAGCUGGACAUGAUUACAUCAAGCCCACACUUACCAGGAAGGAGCUAAGUAAAGUUUCAGAGGAGGGAGAAAGAAACACUACAGGACGACCUACAUAUACACAUACUACUGCUAAAGAGGAAAACACACAGACCAGGUCAAAGCAGGCGGAGUCUACAGACGGAGAUGCCUCUAUGUGCAAAAAUAGCUUCAACAACCCUGCCUACUACAUUCUUGAGGGUGUUCCUAACCAAUCUGCUGCCUUAGCUGCAGGCACUGCCCUCUCUCCACCAGCUUCAUAUAAAUCACCACCCUCUGCAGGCGGAGCUGGAAAAUGCAAAGGUUCCAUCCAGGCACGUAAACAGACAGGUGGCUGCCCACCGCAGUCCAUUAGUGAGGAGGGGGGAUCCUCUGAGGAAGAUGGAAGUUGCGGGUUAACCCGGCCACCUCCAGAUUUCCCUCCCCCGCCUCUCCCUAAAAGUGCUCAUGACAUGCCAGACACCUCGUUUUUUCCAAAAGAGAGCAAAAGUCGUCUACACCCUGAUCUGGCAGACAUUAAGAUUUCAUCAUCUGUCUCCUCUAAGCCUCUCCCGUCUCCCAGCUUUGCCACACCUUCUACAGGAGGCGGAGCUUUCAGUCUGGACCCUUCACCAGGGCCCUCAGCUUUUAGAAGAGGAGGCGGGGCUUCUGGAGCUGAUGACCAAUCAUGUUCAGUACUUCAUCUGGCCAAGAAACUGAGUGAAGUGGAAUAUGUGGCCGGGGUUGGAGGUGUUGGAGGGGCAGCACUUAAAGGGGGCGGGGCCAUUCACAGCCGAGGUUUGGGAUUUAGUGAAAGCUGUCGCACUUUUCCCCCUCGGGCCAUCCCAGAAGAGAUCAUGGAUGAGGACCUACCAGAGGAGGCCCUGUGGCAGGGUGGUAGCAGCAGUAGCAGUCUGUCAGUGGACUCCAGUGUGGGUGAUUGGCUGCAGAGACUCGGACUGGAGCGCUAUGAGGAGGGACUGCUGAGGAAUGGCUGGGACGACCUUGAGUUCCUCAGUGACAUCACUGAAGAGGACCUGGAGGAGGCAGGAAUUCUAGACUCUGCCCACAAGAAGAUUCUUUUGGCCAGUUUGAGACAACAGCAGCAGAAGUGAGCAGAAAAACUGCCUCAUCAUUAACAUCAUCUUUAUCCUCCAUCAUCAUCUCCCACUCAACAGUGUUUAAAGCAAAGUCAACAUUUCAGACACUAAUUCAGUUUCACUACAGGCUGCAUACCUGCAAUGGGGAUCAACUAUCCUGACCGAGGAAGAAGUGAUAUCAUCAGAGUGUGUCUGAGAGCUUCGUCCACAUUCCUUAUGUUUUCUCUGUUGGGUGAUUGGCUUAUUUAGUUUACUAUUUUAGUGUUAAUGCUUUUAAUAAAGAAAAGGGAAAGAAAGAAGCCAAAUUCAAUGAUGAUUAGUUUUUAAACUUUAUUGUGUGUGUGUGCAUGUGAGAGAGAGAGAGAGAGAGAAAUGACACUUGUAAGUUUUCUUUUGUUGUGUGUGUGUUUUCUGAGGCAUUUCUAGAGUGAAUACACUUUGUGGCUUCUCGCUCAAUUUUCUUGAAAAUCCUAAACAUUGAACACUAGUGUUAAUGUGCCUGGGAAUCGUGUGGUUUAUAAAAGACCAACACAAUGUAAAUGUUACAAGUUUGGGAGCGUUAGCACAGGUUUUUAUUAUUUUUAGCGCACACUAUGUCGUCAUAAUCUCCGUGUUAUCUGGAGUUAUCGGAAGUAGCCACCAGGCGGUGCUGCACAUUUUUAAGGGAUUUAUAUAUGUUACGAGUUAGUGCAGGGGAAAACUGACCCCUGAUCUGUAAUGUGAGUGAGAAAAACGCUGAGUGUUUGUUCCAGAUUUUUCUAGAUAAUUGAACAUGAAAUUAACUCUAACACACCACAUACUGUUCACUGUAGAGUUAGUCUCAAAGUCUACUGUGCUUUGCGCUGUGUGACUGUAUAUAUGUUAAAAUUGUGCCAUGUUUUAAUUUUUAAAAAAUUUCUCUUUGUGUUCAGUUUAUGUCGCAGUCUGUAACUCUGUUUUUAUUAAUGACUUUAAGUUAAUAUUUGUGAAUUGUCGUCGAAUGACCAUGUGAAUAAAAAAAACAACUAACGACUGA
Molecule: messenger RNA, 4885 nt
Organism: Hemibagrus wyckioides
Lineage: Eukaryota; Metazoa; Chordata; Actinopteri; Siluriformes; Bagridae
Gene: inppl1a
Product: inositol polyphosphate phosphatase-like 1a
Exons: 28
Coding region: 130-3885 (1251 amino acids)
Biological process (GO): phosphatidylinositol dephosphorylation
Molecular function (GO): protein binding; phosphatase activity
Source: RefSeq, a predicted model, not a curated record